AGCUACUAAAGCUGACACCCACAGGGUUAAACCUAGUUGCUAAAGCCACCUCCUCCUGUAGUCCCCCAUUUUUCUGUAGGCUGGCAGCUGUCCUAACUGCCUACUGAAGCCAAAUGCUCGAGGAGAGAGAGAGUAAGGAGCCAGCCAUGAAUUCCUUCCAGAAAAAUGAGUCCAAGGAAACUCUUUUUUCACCUGUCUCCACCGAAGAAGUACCAUCUCAGUCCCUCAGCACUUCCAAGAAGCCAUCUCCGAAAAUCUGUGGCUCCAACUAUCCACUGAGCAUCGUCUUCAUUGUGGUGAAUGAAUUCUGCGAGCGGUUUUCCUAUUAUGGCAUGAAAGCUGUGCUGACCCUGUAUUUCCUGUAUUUUCUGCACUGGAGUGAAGACACCUCUACGUCUGUUUACCAUGCCUUCAGCAGCCUCUGUUAUUUCACUCCCAUCCUGGGAGCAGCCAUUGCUGAUUCAUGGUUGGGAAAAUUCAAGACAAUCAUUUAUCUCUCCUUGGUGUAUGUACUUGGCCACGUGAUCAAGUCUUUGGGUGCCUUACCAAUCAUUGGAGAACAAGUGGUACACACAAUCCUUUCAUUGGUCGGCCUGAGUCUAAUAGCUUUGGGGACAGGAGGCAUCAAACCCUGCGUGGCAGCUUUUGGUGGAGACCAAUUUGAAGAAAAACAUGCAGAGGAACGGACGAGAUACUUCUCGGUGUUCUACCUCUCCAUCAACGCAGGGAGCUUGAUUUCUACAUUUGUCACACCCAUGCUGAGAGGAGAUGUGCAGUGUUUUGGAGAUCACUGCUAUGCAUUGGCUUUUGGAGUUCCAGGAUUGCUCAUGUUGAUAGCACUUGUUGUGUUCGCAAUGGGAAGCAAAAUGUACAGAAAACCACCUCCUGAAGGAAACAUAGUGGCUCAAGUUGUCAAGUGUAUCUGGUUUGCUAUUUCCAACCGUUUCAAGAACCGUUCUGGAGACAUUCCAAAGCGACAGCACUGGCUGGACUGGGCAGCUGAGAAAUAUCCAAAGCAGCUUAUUAAUGACGUGAAGUCGCUGACUAGGGUAUUGUUCCUUUAUAUCCCGUUGCCCAUGUUCUGGGCUCUUCUGGAUCAGCAGGGCUCACGAUGGACUUUGCAAGCGACCAGGAUGAAUGGGAAUUUGGGAUUUUUUGUGCUUCAGCCUGACCAGAUGCAGGUACUGAACCCCUUUCUGGUUCUUAUCUUCAUCCCGCUGUUUGAUCUUGUCAUUUACCGACUGGUUGCCAAGUGUGGAAUUAACUUGUCAUCACUUAGGAAAAUGGCUGUUGGUAUGAUCCUUGCAUGUCUGGCAUUUGCAGCUGCGGCAGCUGUAGAGAUAAAAAUAAACGAAAUGGCCCCAUCCCAGCCAGUUUCUCGAGAGAGUUUCCUGCAAAUCUUGAAUGUAGCAGCUGAUGAGGUGAAAGUGACAGUACUAGGAAAUGAAAAUAAUUCUCUAUUGGUAGAGUCCAUCAAAUCCUUUCAGAAAACACCACACUAUUUCAAACUGCACUUGAGCACAAAAAGCCAGGAUUUGCGCUUCCACCUGAAAUAUCAGAAUCUAUCUAUCUACACUGAGCAUUCUGUGGAGGAGAAGAACUGGUAUAGCCUGCUCAUUCAUGAGGAUGGGAAAAGUAUCUCCAGCAUGAUGGUGAAGGAUGUAGAAAACAAAACAACCAGUGGGAUUACAGCCGUCAGGUUCGUUAACACUUUGAAUAAAGAUGUCAACAUCUCCCUGGGUACAGACAUCUCCAUCAGUGUUGCUGAAGAUUAUGGUGUAUCUGCUUACAGAACCGUGCAAAGAGGAGAAUACCCUGCCGUGCAUUGUAGAACAGAAGAUAAGGACUUUUUUCUGAAUUUGGGUCUACUAGACUUUGGUGCAGCAUACCUGUUUGUGAUUACUAAUAGCACCAAUAAGGGUCUCCAGGUCUGGAAGAUGGAAGAUAUUCCAGCCAACAAAGUUUCCAUUGCAUGGCAGCUCCCACAGUAUGCCCUGGUUACAGCUGGGGAGGUCAUGUUCUCUGUCACAGGACUUGAGUUUUCUUAUUCUCAGGCUCCUGCUAGCAUGAAAUCUGUACUCCAGGCAGCCUGGUUGUUGACAGUGGCAGUCGGCAAUAUCAUUGUGCUUGUGGUGGCACAGUUCAGUAGCCUGGUACAGUGGGCUGAAUUCAUUUUGUUUGCCUGCCUUCUGCUGGUGGUCUUCCUGAUCUUCUCCAUCAUGGCCUACUAUUACAUUCCUGUAACUGCAGAGAAAAUUCAGGGGUCGGAAGAUAAGAAGAUUCCCCAUAUCCAAGGAGACAUGAUCAACCUAGAAACGCAGAAGACCAAGCUCUGAUGACUCCCUGGACUCUAACCUGACCCCAGGUCCUAGCCAUGGGCUUACCCAUCACUCAUUCUCAAGCAUUGUUCCCCCUCUACUGGAUUAGGCAAAGAGGUAGCGUCAUAUCUGAGCUGACUUCCUGCACCUUUCUCCCAUGAUAGAGGCAGUUCGAGGACAGUUGGUUAUGUCUUCGAACAAGAUCCCUGAGACUCAGUGUCUUCCCUUCUUUUUGUGAACUCAGUAAACCUUGUAUAGUGUUU
Tupaia belangeri chinensis (Chinese tree shrew) is the source of this 2581-nucleotide messenger RNA. It is a transcript of the gene SLC15A2, whose product is annotated as solute carrier family 15 member 2. The coding region runs from base 114 to 2336 and encodes 740 amino acids. The transcript is spliced from 22 exons. The record is from RefSeq and is a predicted model, not a curated record. Gene Ontology annotation, molecular function: oligopeptide transmembrane transporter activity. Gene Ontology annotation, cellular component: membrane. NCBI's taxonomy places the organism in Eukaryota, Metazoa, Chordata, Mammalia, Scandentia, Tupaiidae. Gene Ontology annotation, biological process: transmembrane transport; oligopeptide transport.